UUCGGCGGACCUGACCCCCCGGCAGCAGAGGCCGGGCUCAGAGCCCGGUACCCGCACAAUUCUGGUGCAGACGGAGGGACUGCCUUGCUGGUGGCCUCUGGACCGCGCGAUGACUGGACGGACCGGAUGAUUCACAGGACUGUCCUGCAGUCCAGAAGGAACGAGAGUGGACCAGAUGAACCCCCACUGGGAGAACCGGCCCAAGGGAGGAAACUCCAGAGUAGUGAUGGGAUCACUGUGAAAGGGAGGAAGGAAAGGAAGGUGACUUCUGGGUCUGAAGACAAGCACUGAAGAUGAAGGAAGAUUGCCCAUCUAGUUCUCACGUGCCUAUCAGUGACAGCAAGUCCAUUCUGAAGUCAGAACUCUUAAGCCUGCUCAAAACUUACAACUGCUACCAUGAGGGCCGGAGCUUCCAGCUAAGACACCAUGAGGAAGAAGGGGCUCUGAUCAUUGAAGGACUCCUCAACAUCGCCUGGGGACUCAGACGACCCAUCCGGCUCCAGAUGCAGGAUGAUCGGGAGCGAGUGCACCUGUCAUCUGCCUCGUGGAUGCCUGAGCGGCCUGGCUACCUCCAAAAGGAAGCUUCACCCCAGGACAGCAAGGUCCCUACGGAGGAGAAGCCCCGUGCUCAGCCUGCAAACAAGGCCGAGGUUUCCAGAGGUAGCUCAGGACCCCUGGAGGAGGAGGAGGAGGUUCCCCAGCUUAUGCGGACCAAGAGUGAUGCCAGCUGUACAAUCCAGAGGAGACCCAAGUCCCGGGCACCCGGUGAAGCCCAGAAGAUUCGACGGCACCGCUUCUCCAUCAAUGGGCACUUUUAUAACCACAAGACCUCUGUGUUCACUCCUGCCUAUGGGUCUGUGACCAACGUCCGGGUUAACAGCACCAUGACCACCCAGCAGGUGCUUACCCUGCUGCUGAACAAGUUCCGGGUAGAAGACGGCCCCAGUGAGUUCGCACUCUACGUUGUUCAUGAGUCUGGGGAGCAGACAAAGUUAAAAGAUUGUGAGUACCCUCUGAUAUCCAGAAUCCUGCACGGGCCUUGUGAGAAAAUUGUCAAGAUCUUCUUGAUGGAAGCCGACUUGAGCGAGGAAGUGCCCCAUGACGUCGCCCAGUACAUUAAGUUUGAAAUGCCCGUGCUGGACAGCUUUGUUGAAAAAUUAAAAGAAGAGGAGGAAAGAGAAAUAGUCAAACUGACUACGAAGUUCCAAGCCUUGCGCCUGACAAUGCUACAGCGUCUGGAACAGCUGGUGGAGGCCAAGUGACUAGCUAGUGCUUGCCUUUUGUGAGACCUGUAAUAGCAAGUGUGCAUGGAGUUCCAGGGACCCAGACCCAACUGAUCACUGACCGUUGGCUGCUGCCCCAGGAGUCCACAGCCUGUGCUUCUUCUAACCUGUCUACAGAUUAAGUAGCAUCCUGUAUCUCUAGUGUGGGCAUCAUGGUGAGCAUGCUCAGGCACACCAAGGAACUUGCUGGCUCGGGUCUGUGUGCGAAGCUGGUCCAACAUGCUAACGCAG
Molecule: messenger RNA, 1514 nt
Organism: Acomys russatus (golden spiny mouse)
Lineage: Eukaryota; Metazoa; Chordata; Mammalia; Rodentia; Muridae
Gene: Rassf4
Product: Ras association domain family member 4
Exons: 12
Coding region: 294-1262 (322 amino acids)
Biological process (GO): signal transduction
Source: RefSeq, a predicted model, not a curated record